This is a messenger RNA of Strongylocentrotus purpuratus (purple sea urchin), 2023 nucleotides long. RefSeq lists its product as uncharacterized. The coding region runs from base 679 to 1683 and encodes 334 amino acids. The transcript is spliced from 2 exons. The record is from RefSeq and is a predicted model, not a curated record. NCBI's taxonomy places the organism in Eukaryota, Metazoa, Echinodermata, Echinoidea, Camarodonta, Strongylocentrotidae.
UUGGAUGGCGGGGAAUUUCCACCAUCCCCAAGACACAAACAGCUUCAUGUGAUCUUUAUUGGAGUUGUAUAGCUACAUUUUUUUAGAAGCAGCAACUGAAUUUAAGCAAAUAAAGGAUUUAGGAGACGGAUAUGACAGAUCGUGCAUCUCAAGUUACUCUAAAGGCCAUUUCUUUACCACCGCUGAAUCCUACAUAGAGAGUUGAUUGAUGUUGUAUCGAAUUGAAAUCAAGCUUUAUAAUUAACCUACAUAGACUUAAUUUAUACGGAGACGACCAGGUUCCUGUAGGCGAAGGGUUAAGACGGGAAUUAGUCAGUCCUGGCUGAUAGAUCAACUUUUGCUGUACUUCUAAUUGCCCAAUCUGAUGAUUUUUACAAGCUGAUAAUCUCCAGUUGAAGAAUCCAUCACAAACAAUAAAAGCUUGAAAAAAAUACAGUACAUUACGGCUACAAUUACUGCAGGAUUCAUGUCAGAGAACCAGUCGAUGUGUGGCUGCUAGCUAAAGAAUAGAUUGCAUCUAAACAACUUGCUGCCUUUUAGCCAUCUCAUUUCUAUCUGGAAAUAUUUAAUUGAGUUGGAUGUCAAAGGUGGAUUAUUAUUGUUUGUGAAUUAUAUAGAAUUUUGAUAACUUUGGACUAAUUUUUUUUUUGGAAUACCUGAAUCAAACCAUAAUUCAAAAUGUUGCAAGUUUUGUUUCAUUCCUUGCCUGGUGGAUUUAAAAUCCCAAUAUCAAUAGUUUCUAUCUUUGUCCUGAAUUUUUAUGGAUGUAAAUCCACACAAUUAUAUAAAAUACAAGGGCAAGAAGCUAACUUGAUUUUCCCAUACCCAUGUGAUAGUACAGAAGUCACAUUACAGCAAUCGGCCAGAGCCCCAUUUUAUCGCUCUACAGAUGGGUCAUCACUGGCAUUGCCUGAUGAUCAGGUCCAUAGAUUCAAAGUGCAGAUAAGAAUUAAAAUUGGAAACUGCUCCCUGGAUCUUACAAUAAGUAAUCUAAUGAGAAGUGAUGAAGGGACAUACCUUUCGACUAUCUACAAGGACGGACAACUACGUGAUGAAUACACAACAAGAAUUGGGCUGCAGGUAGACUAUCCUCCUGGUGAAGCAUCGUGUGUCGCAAGUUAUGAUAAGGGAGGAGACUGGGGUUCAAUAGACUGUACAGCUCAGGUUGGGAGUCUAUCAGGGAAGAUUGAAUGCUAUCAGGAUGGUUUAUGGAUGCCACUCCUCACUGACACCAUUGAAACUCACACAUCAUUGCAACAGACUAUUCUUAUCAGGAAAUCUCUGCCAGUUUUUUGUUGCUCUUCUACUUUGGAUGAAUACAAAUUAAGAUGUGAAUGUAAUGAUACUUGUCUGUAUAAAGCUGAAGGUGAUAGCAAUGACCCUUGUCCUUCUUCAUCAGAAACUACAACAAUGCCUCCUCUUUCCACUCUCACAGAAAACAAUCAAAGUGAUUACUAUUCCACUGUGACGUCCUCCGUUCCACUUCAUACGAGAAAUUGCAACUCCAACAAAUGUGUGAUGAUCCACUUGAUUCUCUUGCCUAUUGAACUUACCUUGCUUUUUUCGGCUUUGUUUUUCCACUAUAAGAUGAAAACAAGGAUCAGAAAUAAUAAAGAUGGUAAAUAUCCUCCCUUGUUUUGUUUGUGUUUUUCUAACAGAUUUUCAAAUAGGGACAAAUAUUAGUGUGAAAGUAAACAACAGUGAUUAGUUUACCAUAAGCUCACCGCACUAUUUACCUUCUUGAAUGUAUUUAUCUGUCAUGGAUUGACUGAUAUAGUCAAGGUGGAAGGGUAUCCAAACUACCAAAGCGGCUGCAAAUGUGAUGCCCAUGGCUACACAAUUUAGCUCAUGCACUAGUAGUAGAUUGUUGCCUAAUUAUCAAUAUUGUAUUAACGUUGUACCACAUAUAGUCCUGUUCUAUACAUGUUGCCCAUUUUACACCUUAAUAGCCUUUAUAACUUUAAUGUACUUGAGUAAUCAGAGCUCAGGCAAAUAAUUGUACACAUUUCCCUCUUGUAUGUAU